AUGGUGGGACGUGGGUACCCAGAGUUGUACCGGGGAGAGGGGUCGGGCCCAGGCGGGCACGAGCGGGAAGUGGUGGCGCAACCGGAGCCGCCGCUAGGAGAACAUGGCGGGGGAGUGAGAAGAGCCGCCAGCAGCUCCCGGUGUUGUUACCCGGGCGCGACCCGCCCACUUCCGCCCCCGCGCCAACCGCCGUGCCCUGACGGCGCCAGCACCGCCCCUCCUCUCUGCCCCCCGCCAAUCGCGGUGGAGCGGCGGUCUCUCCGCCGUCGCUCCAGCCAAUCGGAAGCGACACAAACACUCGGGGCCACGCCUCCCCUGGGCCGCCCAAUCCGGGCGGGCACGCCCCCGGUCUCCGAGUCACGGGCUCGCAGUGCGCUGCGAGCGGGCGGCGCCCACCGGCCAAUCGGGAUCCGCACGAACAAAUGAGGCCACACCCCAGCGGGCCCCGCAGCCAAUCGCGGGAGACGUAAACAGGCGUCGGCGCGCCCCCCUGUGGGCGGUGGCGGCAGGCGGGCCGCGUCGCUCGCCAUGGAGGAGCCGGGCCCGGCCGCCGCGCCGCCGGAGGGGCGGGGGCGGGACGAGCGGAGCCUGGAGGCGCUCAGCCUGGCUGGCGGCGGAGGAGCAGCGGCGGUGGGGCGGCAGCUGCCGGAGGGGCGGCGAGCGACUCUGGCGAGCGCCCUGGAACUGGAGGGGACGGUGCUGCGCGAGGGGCGCCUCACCCAGUUCGUAGCCAACAACCUGGAGCGGCGGAUCCGGCUGAGCGGCGCCCCGCGGGGUGAACCUCCGGCGGGGGGCGGCGGGUCCUCCAUCCCCGCCAUCGACCCCGGGGCGCUGCAGGACGUGGUGGCUCUGGCCGGGCAGGUGGCGGCGCAGGUGGACGAGCUGCUGCGGAACGUGCACUGCGGGCUGCAGGCCCUGACGGCGCUCAGCGUCGGCUGCAUCCAAACCUACCGCGACGGCGUGGAGAGCCUGGGCGAGGCGGCUGACCUCAGCAUCCGCGCCAUGUACGCACUGGUGGCGCGCUGCGAGGAGCUGGACCGCGCCAUGCAGCCCGUGCCCGCCCUGGCCAAGCGCAUCCGUGACAUGAAAGGCACGCUGGAGCGGCUGGAGGGGCUCUGCAAGUAGCUGCUCCCGCCGCCGCUCCCCCUCCCGUGCCGGCAGCGGGGGCCUGGGGCUGCUGCUCUGUCGCUCCGGCGGCCCCACCGCUCACGGCGUCCGCAGCUCCCGCCUGCACAUCCUCGCUCGCUCCCCCCGUGCGUGACUUGCCGGCAUCAGUGGCCAGAUCGCCUGUGUUGAUCUGGACGAAGGGAAAUUUUUGCGACCGACGAAGGAAAAGGUCCCGGUUGAAAACCGCGGGGUAAAUGGCAGAUGGUGCUUUUUAGCUUCAGCUCCAUUAAAGAAUUUGGAUCCCACA
This is a messenger RNA of Poecile atricapillus (Black-capped chickadee), 1414 nucleotides long. RefSeq names its product BLOC-1 related complex subunit 6 (gene BORCS6). The record is from RefSeq and is a predicted model, not a curated record. Gene Ontology annotation, cellular component: BORC complex. Gene Ontology annotation, biological process: lysosome localization. Lineage: Eukaryota; Metazoa; Chordata; Aves; Passeriformes; Paridae.